GCGAUACCACAAUCGUGCCACAGGCACAUUGCUGGUUCUGAAUUCUAAGAGGGUGUCAAAACUCACCGCCUCAGGGUUCGCAUGGAUAUCGAUUAGUGCCGCGUUGAGUUGCAUAAUUUUAGAUGGACACUAUUCAAGCAUAAAAGCGGAACUCGUCGAUCCAUGAAGGGCAUUCUUCAUCUUCUUACUUUUCGUCUUAUUCUUCUCAUGGCUGGCCCAAUUGUAGCAAGCACUUUCUUUCUCUUGACGCUUCUUGUCACGUCGGCUCAGGCAGCCACCAAUUCUGUGAUAUGUCCUUCCGAUCCUUAUCUAGACCCACGAAACGAUCCAUGCAAUGGCCUCGGAUAUAUUGCUAACAAUACGCUCACCGCUGUCGCCUUUGUUUAUGUGCUGUUGGUCGUUCUCAUUCAGACUUAUCAAAUAAUCUAUAACGGCGGGAAGUUCAUGUUGUCCAUGGUCAUCGGGGAAUACAUUUAUGCUCUCGGCUUUGCAUUUCGCUUCGCUUUGCACCAUAGUCCUGACUCAUUGGAGAUUUUCAUCUCUGAGGACUUGAUGAUCGUGUUGUCUCCCUGUUUUUUCAUUGCCGCGAAUUAUACUCUUCUUGGUCGCCUUGCCGGUGAAAUCGACUGCGCUCAUCACGUCCUGCUUCCAGUGAGGCGGCUCACCCUCAUAUUUGUCUUGUCCGACGUGACUACCUUUGUCAUCCAGGCGACAGGAGCCUCAAUGACUACGUCCAAGGUUCAAAGUUCGGCAUCGACGGGACUUCACAUUUUUUUGGCUGGCCUCAUUAUGCAGCUGGUCUCCUUCGGUUUCUUUUGUGCCAUCUAUGCACGAUUCCUCUACAGGGUCUACACUGAGGAACAGGAUGUCUGCAUGCGAGACUCGAAGCAACACUGGAUUAACGACUGGCGAACACUCGCCGCUGCCUUGGCGGUCAGUUGUGUCGGACUUCUGAUCCGUUCUUUCUACCGUGUUGUGGAGGCUAGUCAGGGCUUCCGCGGCAAUCUCAGCACAAGCGAGGCAGCCUUCUAUCUGGGCGAUACGAUUCCCAUUUGCUUGGCCCUUGUCGUGUACGUUCCAUUCUGGCCCGGAAGGUUCAUCAAGCCAGCGCGCCCCUACGUCAAAGAACAGAAGGAGUUAUCCAUUUCUAGCCCUUCUCUAGUGUAACCCAUGAGGUAGCCACGCUCAUUUUAUUUCUUUUAUAGAAUACGUUUCAAGGGGCACAUACAUAGUACACGAAUGACAUAAAUGGGUCUUUGCCUACCUUGCCA
Molecule: messenger RNA, 1271 nt
Organism: Suillus subaureus
Lineage: Eukaryota; Fungi; Basidiomycota; Agaricomycetes; Boletales; Suillaceae
Product: RTA1-domain-containing protein
Exons: 8
Coding region: 163-1167 (334 amino acids)
Cellular component (GO): plasma membrane; fungal-type vacuole
Source: RefSeq, a predicted model, not a curated record